Messenger RNA from Saccostrea cuccullata (small rock oyster), 1176 nucleotides. RefSeq lists its product as uncharacterized. NCBI's taxonomy places the organism in Eukaryota, Metazoa, Mollusca, Bivalvia, Ostreida, Ostreidae. The record is from RefSeq and is a predicted model, not a curated record. The transcript has a single exon. Bases 1 to 1176 code for a protein of 391 amino acids.
AUGGGGACAAAAGUUGCUCCCUCAUACGCAACUUUAGUGAUGGGAUAUUUAGAAGAUCAACUAUAUGGGAAAAUACCUGAACUGUUUGAUGUCGACUUUGCUAACUACAUAAAAAAUAAUUGGAAACGUUACCUAGACGACUGCUUCAUAUUUUGGACCAGGGGUGAAGAAGACUUAACUCAAUUCCAUUCACUUCUAAAUAACCUCCAUGAUUCCAUACAAUUUACUAUAGAAAAAAGUCGUAAGGAACUUCCAUUUUUAGAUCUUCUUAUUAUAAAAAAUGGAUCGUGUAUAACUACAGACUUGUACUGUAAACCCACGGACACGCACCAAUAUUUGGAUUUUAGAUCGUGCCACCCAUCCCACACAAAACGUAAUAUUCCGUUUAAUACAGCACGAAGAAUCUGUACAAUUAUUACAGAUGAAACCCUACGAUGUAGACGUUUGGAAGAAUUAAAAAUAUAUUUAAGACGACAAAAUUAUCCAUUGGAUCUUAUAAACAUUGGAAUAGAAAAGGCAUCCGAAAUUCCAAUAGAGGACCUAAGAAAUCCACGCCGUAUAGACGACACCGAUGAUGACGGGAAAAUAGCCUUUGUAGUUACCCAUAACCCAAGGAACAGAAACAUCCUUAUGGACGCUAAAAGAUUUUAUCCCAUUUUAGAACAAUCGGAAAACAUGAAAAGUUUAGUUCAGCCAAAUGAUAUCAUAAACAGUCGACGACAAGCACCAAAUCUUAAAAAACUGUUGACCAAGGCCCGUUUUACAACACAGGAGGAAAUUCCAACCAUUAAAAAAUGCGGAGAUCCGAGAUGCGGAACAUGUACAUAUUUAGAAGAGGGGAAUAAAAUCCAACUUAAAUCAGGAAUGGAAAUUCGAACCAACUCAUCUAUGAACUGUAAAUCGGAAAACGUCAUCUACUGUGCCAUCUGUCCGACGUGUAAAGAAUAUUAUAUUGGACAAACCGGAAAACUAAAUGCCAGGGUUCGUGUGCACAAACAACAAAUUAAAGACCCUAGUGUGCGUAAUACACCGUGUUGUGAACAUUUCGCAAAAUGUGGCAAAGGAAUAUUUAAGAUUUUCCCUUUUUAUAAACUUCCAAGUGAAAACGAAAAUUUACGUUUGGCAAAAGAAGACUUUUUUAUCAACCUCUUUAAACCCAAACUUAAUCGCAAAUGA